UUCAUUUACUACCAAGACUCUUCGCCACGUUGUAAUUGGUUCAAGGGGAAAUUCAACAGAACAAAGCAGGGAAAAUGAAUACUCGGUCAAGGCGAGAUGGAAUAGCCACUCGACGGUGGAGAUCAUAUCCGCGAUAGGGCGGGCCCUCAGCGUGAGUUUGGUGGGAGCGACCACACCAGAGGCUCCCUCCCCCUUUCGCGAAAAAGAAAAAGGAAAAAUAAAAAAAAAAGAACGCGAGACGAAGACUAGAGGACCAUCUCUCUCUCUGGAGCUGAGCGCUAUUCGGACACGCAUUCAUUCAAUUGCUGGGAGUGUCUGCCCGUGCCUUUUCCUCCUCUCUACCAUCAGCGUCGGUUUGGUGGAGUCUCCGCGACAAUUCGACGGCGGCGGAAGUGGCGUGCGGUGCUUAAACGUCGUCGUUUGCGGCAAUUGAUCGGCGUGUGAACUGAAAAAGGUGAGCACCGACCCUCGCAAUCAUAAAGUCAAGCGUCCGCGAUCGAGGCAUAUGCAUAGUUAGAUUUGUGGAAUUAAAUGCUCACACAGAAGUACACGUUGAGGUAAAAUAAGCUUAAGAUCCUUGUGCAACAGCAGUUGUGUUGGAAGAUGUUGGAAGGUCCAAAAUUUGCAGGACUAAUAGACCUAAAUCAAAACCAUGAUAAUUACGGGCUCUCCCAAAACUUCUACCAUAAACUUGGUGAAGGGUCAAACAUGUCAAUUGAUAGCUAUCCAAGCUUGCAGAUGAGCAAUGGUGGAGGGUCUGUUGCAAUGUCUAUGGAUAACAGCAGUGUGGGGUCCAAUGACUCAAACACUCGCAUCUUAAACCACCAGGGUCUCAAGCGCGUUGCCAACAACUACUCGGCUCAAGCCAGUGUAAACAAGGGGAAAGUUUCCCAUGGGUUGAGCGAUGAUGCACUGGCUCAAGCGUUAAUGGAUCCACAAUAUGCUACAGAAGGGCCCGAGAAUUAUGAUGAGUGGACAAUCGAUUUAAGGAAACUCAAUAUGGGGCCAGCUUUUGCUCAGGGUGCUUUUGGAAAACUUUACAAGGGGACAUACAAUGGGGAGGAUGUUGCUAUUAAGCUUCUUGAGAGACCCGAGCAUGAUAACGAAAGGGCUCUCUUGAUGGAGCAGCAGUUUGAACAAGAAGUAAUGAUGUUGGCAAGGUUGAAGCACCCAAACAUAGUUAGGUUUAUUGGUGCAUGCCGGAAACCAAUGGUGUGGUGUAUUGUGACUGAAUAUGCGAAAGGAGGAUCAGUGCGGCAAUUCUUGACAAAGCGACAAAACCGUUCCGUGCCCUUAAAAUUAGCUGUAAAGCAGGCAUUAGAUGUCGCGAGGGGCAUGGAAUAUGUCCAUGGGCUCAAUUUAAUCCACCGUGACUUGAAGUCUGAUAACCUUUUAAUUGCUGCUGACAAGUCCAUUAAAAUUGCCGACUUUGGGGUUGCUCGUAUUGAAGUUCAGACUGAAGGAAUGACGCCAGAGACGGGAACAUAUCGUUGGAUGGCUCCGGAGAUGAUCCAGCACAGGCCUUACACCCAGAAAGUAGACGUUUAUAGCUUUGGUAUUGUCCUGUGGGAGUUAAUAACGGGGAUGCUUCCAUUCCAGAACAUGACAGCUGUGCAGGCGGCUUUUGCUGUUGUGAAUAAAGGUGUCCGCCCCACUGUACCAAAUGAUUGUUUGCCCGCCCUUUCUGAGAUCAUGAGCCUCUGCUGGGAUCCUAACCCGGAUGUGAGGCCUCCCUUCUCUUUGGUGGUCAGAAUGCUCGAGGCUGCAGAAACUGAGAUCCUGACAACUGUCAGAAAGGCACGUUUCAGAUGCUGCAUGACCCAACCGAUGACCAUGGAUUGACCCUUAAAAAAAGAAAAAAGGAAGAAAUUAGACGCCGAGAAUAUAAGUUGUGUAUGGCAUUCAAGGGCGAUCAUUUCUUUGUUCAGAUCUAGGAAGGGGAAGAAAGGACAUGGCAAGAACUGCUGCUUUGUUUUGUGUUUUUUUGUUUACUUUAAAUGGAUUUAAGAAUGUGAUGGUUAGUGGUAAUAGGGAGGCUUGAUAUGUAUCUAUACAUGUCCUUUGUUUAUGUGAUUAAAACUUCUCUUGUUAAUUACUACUUGUUUGCCCUUUACCUCACCAUAAUCUUAGCAUAUCAAGGGCCUUGCAUAAUGCUCUUCUUUGCCUGCCUUCAUGUUUUUUCAUACUUUUUGAAUUUUGAAGCGCGAGGAAAUAAUUCUUAAAUGGAAGACUGUUGUAAAUUUGUAAUGAAGAUUCCUGAGUUUCGUUAGGUGGCGU
Messenger RNA from Cuscuta europaea, 2277 nucleotides. The record is from the annotation of a GenBank genome assembly. NCBI's taxonomy places the organism in Eukaryota, Viridiplantae, Streptophyta, Magnoliopsida, Solanales, Convolvulaceae.